Messenger RNA from Parathielavia appendiculata, 1556 nucleotides. RefSeq lists its product as uncharacterized. NCBI's taxonomy places the organism in Eukaryota, Fungi, Ascomycota, Sordariomycetes, Sordariales, Chaetomiaceae. The record is from RefSeq and is a predicted model, not a curated record. Bases 49 to 1440 code for a protein of 463 amino acids. The transcript is spliced from 2 exons.
CUCAUUCCUCCCCCCUUUCCACCCCUCAACCUUCCACUCUCACCUACGAUGAAGCUCCUCUCCGCUAUUACCGUAACCUCGGCCUUGUUGCCUGGCUUUGUGGUUACAGGAAGGGCCAAUAUUCCCCGGCGCAAAUUCUCUCUGUCGGCCACAGACCGAUGCUUCACGCUCUCGUCCGGAGAACCGUUCAUCUACCCUGCCGGACAGCUCGAGAAUGGCCAGAUCCGCCUUAACGGCAGUUAUGGCACCGCCACCUUUAUACUUUCCAGUGGCGCCAUUCUCGACUCGGAUGGUUUUGGCUGCAUCGUCACUGACCCCCCAACAACCCAGUUCCAAUGUGACCAUGGCAAGACACCUCUCCAAGGCUUUUCCAUCGACGCCUCCAACAACCUCCUCUUCAACGGUUCCCCGUCCUUUUGGGCCUGCCCGGCCACAGAUACCGAGUACAACAUCUACAUCCACCCGGACUUUGGCCAGACAAAAUGCAUCCCCAUCACGCUCAAGACCGGCGCCUGUGGGGCCCCAGCCGUGACAACAGUAUGGGAGACACAAACUAAACUCACCACGACGGAGGUCGAGCAGACCAUCACCGUCGUCGAAACGGCUUCGCCGACGUGCGCGACCGCAACCAGCAAACCACCACGCGCUCUCUCCCCUCGCAGCCCCGGCUCCCCCUCCUCCCUCGCCGACCCGCAGCACUGGCACCAAUUCGCGCGCCGCGGCCUCGAAGAAGACUGGAACUCCAUCCGGAUCGCGACCAACGACGGCGGCGGCGACAGCGGCCUCAACAAGUGGGUGACAGUCAACGGCAAGCGCUUUUUCCCCAUCGACGCCUCCAGCGUGGGCCUGCGCGUCGGCACAUCGACCUUUUACGGGUGCACCGUCAUCGUGGUCGUCGGCACGAAGGGCUUCUUCUUCGCGCACCUCGCCGAAGAGAGCGGCAGGGGGUGCCGGCCGCUCCAGACGGCCGAAGACACGUAUGACCUGCUGAUUCAGCAGAUCGAGGGGUCUCCCUCGCUGGCAGAUGCUGGCGGCUGGCGCGCGCUGUCGCCACCAGAAAACGAGGAGUGUGAAGGUCAGAGGUGGGCGGUGAUUAUGGGGAGCGUGGCGGACUCGAGUGAGGACAGGGGCCCGUUUGAGCUGAAGUCGCACUUUAAUGAGGUCGCCAAUGUGCCAAGGGCGAAUAUCUGGUAUACCUACUAUGCGCGCGGGAGGGGGCAGAUGGAGGACCUCCCGGGGCCGGAGGGCAAGGCGAUGGUAACGGUGGAAGAUGGCGGGCACACGGAGGAUGGAAGGCAGAUACUGGUGCUGAGGGUGUACAUGAACCAUGACCAGCCGAGGCUGGAGCUGAGGUUUACCGCUGAUGAUGGGCGGCUGGUGACCGAGGGCGUGACCGUGGCGAAAUCGGAGGGCACCACGGAUGGUAAUAAGGUGUAUUAGUGGGAGUGGGUGUACUAGACUCAGUAAGGCUUGCUUAUCAGGCUUCUCGGGAGGGGAAAUAGUAGAGUGGACUCAGACGGAGAGGGGCUCGGUUCAGACUUGCAAACAUACGGUAG